CCUCCUGCUAGCGUACCGCCCGCACGCCGUCUGGUCGCCACACGCCGCUAACUCCCCGCGCUGCUCACAGAUGUCGCGGCCGCGCCGGCCGGCUCGCUGCUGCGCAUCCCCGGCCCUCAUGCUCUUAUUUACGGUUUGUUUAUAGUCGUGCAUCGUCACAUGGGCGCUCGGUGGGGCCAAGCGCGCUCCGACUGCUCGUAAUUUAUCCGGACGGCGACGGUGGUCGGACGCUCGGAGUGGGUGCAGGGCUCGCGCAGGGUCCGCGGGUCGGGCCAGCCUCGUUGCGGCCGCUUCCACUCUCAUUAUCUUGUUAACCUCCACUCAUGCGCCCAUUCCUAUUGGUUGCUGUCGGUCACGUGUUAGUAUUCCGAGCCCAUAUAUGGAGUAAUGUGCAAGUGCUAGAGAGGUUUCCCUUCGAGUAGUGUCGCCAUAAUCCAUCAACAUUGGGUGGAACAGUGGACAGAACUGCACUCGUGGAGCAAAUCCCUUGCGGACUCACGCGAUGAGCUCCUAUCAGUUCGUGAACUCUAUGUCCGCCUGCUACGGGCAGCGCGGACAGGACGCCAGUGGUGUGAACACAGACUACUACGGAGCCUCCGUCAAUAGUUACAACAAUUGCUAUUCGCCUCCACUACAGCAGUACGGAGGUUACACACCGUCGGGACUCUCGGCUGUCCCGAACGGCAGCGAAUUCCCUGGAGGAGGCAGUGCGGGCGUCGUAGUGACUUCGGCGUCGGCGGGAGGAUCGUCAGUAGGCACUCCGAGCGGCUCUGGCGGCAACACCACGCCCGGGCCCUCCGUUCAGGGGCGCCUCCACCAGACCUCCACCUCGCCUGCCGCCACGCCGCAGGCCUCCUCCUCCGCCUCCUGCAAAUUCGCCCCCACGCCAGAGUCGUCGACGGCGAACCCGGUCGGCUCCCCGCAGGACCUGUCCGUCUCCGCCGGCGGCAACGGGCCGGGCUCGAGCAGCUCCGGAAGCGGCUCCGAGCAGAACAGCUCUAGUCAGGGCGGCGGGGGCGGCAGCAGCAACUCCGGCGGAGGAGGCGAAGGAGCCGAAGGAGGAGAGAGUCUGGAGGGCGCCUCUGGAAGCGCGGGAGGCUCGUCCUCCGGGAAGCCCGCCCCCCAGAUCUACCCGUGGAUGAAGAGAGUGCACCUCGGCCAGAAUCAGAAGGAUGGCGGAAAAGGUACAGUGAACUCGAACGGCGAGACGAAGCGACAGAGAACGUCCUACACGCGGUACCAGACCCUCGAGCUGGAGAAGGAGUUCCACUUCAACCGCUACCUGACGCGCCGACGGAGGAUAGAGAUCGCCCACGCCCUCUGCCUCACCGAACGACAGAUCAAAAUCUGGUUCCAGAACCGCCGCAUGAAGUGGAAGAAGGAACAUAAGAUGGCGAGCAUGAACGCGGGCAUGGGCAUGCAUCCACAGGCGUACCAGCAUAUGCACCACCAGAUGAUGCACCCCCACCACCUUCACCCUCAUCUGGCGGAUUUGGAAACGAAAGGCUACUACUAGGGGUCAGCCUGGUCGUGGUAACUCAUAUGCAGAUGUUGUAGCCAGCGAGAGUGGGUGGCUACACUAUUCGGUAUGAGAGACUGCGACUAGGGUGUACCGGUGGACUACCUCCAUUCGUCACUCGCGGCCUGGAUAAGGACUACGGACUACUGAACGACGCCUUUUGAACUUUCGAAGCAAAACUUAUUGUGUGUGUUUUUUUUUUUUUUUUUUUUUUUUAUAUGUGCAUAUGUAUGUAUGUGUGUGUAUGUAGGAUAUAUAUACAUAUACGUAUGUAUGUAUUUUCUGUACCCUUCUUCUUAUUAUUAUUUUUUUAUCUUUUCUAUUUUGUGAUGGUGAUUUCGAGAGGUGGUCCUUAUUAUUGAUAUUGUCAUUGUUAUUAUUCAUGUUAUUAGUAGUAGUAGUAUUGUUGUUAUUAUCAUUAUUGUUAUUAUUAUUAUUAUUGUUAUUAUUAUUAUCAUUAUUAUUAUUAUUAUCAUUAUUAUUAUUAUCAUAAUUAUUAUCAUAAUUAUUAUCAUUAUUAUCGUUAUUAUUAUUAUUAUUAUUAUUAUUAUUGUUAUUAUUAUUGUUAUCAUCUUUAUUAUUAUCAUUAUCAUUAUCAUUAUUAUUUUUAUUAUUACCAUCGUCAUUAUGAUUAUUACUGCUAUCAUUAUUGAUUAUUUUCAUUAUAUUACAACUACUGUUACUAGCCUUAUUACUCUAACGCUGCCAUUAUCAAUAUCAAUAUUACGUUUACCUUUAUCAUUAUUAUCAACAUUAUCAUUUAUUGAGAAGGGAAGAAGGGAGGUUCUCUUCCUUUUUUCCUUUUUCUUUAUUUGUUAUUAUAAUUGUUAUAAUUAUUAUGUUUUUUUUUUUUACCGUGAUGAUUAUUAUUUGUUCUUUAUUAUCAUUAUUGUUAUGAUUACAAUCAUAGUGAUAAUAUUAACAAUAAUAAUAAUUAUCAUUAUCAUUAUUAUUAUCUUUUAUUGUCAUUAUUAUUUUUACUUAUUAUCACUAUUUUUAUUAUUAUUAUUAUUACUAUUAUUAUCAUUAUUAUUAUUAUUAUUAUUAUUA
Messenger RNA from Penaeus indicus, 2569 nucleotides. RefSeq names its product homeobox protein Hox-B5-like. NCBI's taxonomy places the organism in Eukaryota, Metazoa, Arthropoda, Malacostraca, Decapoda, Penaeidae. The record is from RefSeq and is a predicted model, not a curated record. The transcript has 4 exons. Gene Ontology annotation, molecular function: DNA-binding transcription factor activity, RNA polymerase II-specific; RNA polymerase II cis-regulatory region sequence-specific DNA binding. Gene Ontology annotation, cellular component: nucleoplasm; nucleus. Bases 503 to 1516 code for a protein of 337 amino acids. Gene Ontology annotation, biological process: positive regulation of transcription by RNA polymerase II; anterior/posterior pattern specification.